Pocillopora verrucosa is the source of this 2462-nucleotide messenger RNA. RefSeq names its product D-glucuronyl C5-epimerase B. The record is from RefSeq and is a predicted model, not a curated record. Lineage: Eukaryota; Metazoa; Cnidaria; Anthozoa; Scleractinia; Pocilloporidae. Gene Ontology annotation, molecular function: heparosan-N-sulfate-glucuronate 5-epimerase activity. Gene Ontology annotation, biological process: heparan sulfate proteoglycan biosynthetic process. Gene Ontology annotation, cellular component: Golgi apparatus.
UUGGUAUCAACUUAAAGUCUGAGAUAUUGAUGCCCGGCGAAAGAUACGAGGAAGACUGGAACUAGAAGACUAAAGCAACAUGGCGGUAGCGGUCGAGGCAGAAUAUAUAUACGAGCGUAACAUGUGUAACUGUUGAUAAACAAGAUUUCAAGUGUAAUAAAUGCGAGGAAAGGAGAGAUCUUCCGAUGAAGCUUUUCGAUGAUGCGUUUAGGACCAUUCUGUGUGCACAAGCUUUCGUUAAAGUUGUUUUUGGCGUGCACUUUCACGUCCGUCACAACUUUGUACCUGUUUUGGAGUGGAUGUGAAGUUCAUUCAACUCUUCCCACAAAUAAAUACGAAGAGAUAAGAGGUGUGCCGCUAACUGCUAUCGAUUGUUCCAAAGUAAUUGCUGGAACAAGCAAGGACGAAGACAAUCCCACAGAAAGGACAGAAUUAAGCACACAGAAACUCGCAGAAUCAGACGCGGCCGUUUGUCCGAACGACCAUCGAAUCGACGUAAUCGUCAACGGGGGAAAGAAAUUAGAGGGACGAUUGAUAGAAAACGAAGCUUAUGUGCCUUUUUCUUUUGUGAAAGACUAUUUUGACAUUUAUGGUGACCUUCAGGAGUUAGAUGGAAAGACUGUAUUAGAUUGGCGUCAUUCUUACUCCGAUAUACACCAUCCGAAAGCCGGAGUUGUGUACGAAACAAAAGACCCUUUCCUCUGGUUUGAACAUUAUCAUGUUGAAGGUCGUUCAAGAGUAAAAUGUAUUAGUGGAGUCGAAGAUGUUCCAGUUUCGUUACAGUGGAGUCCAGAAGGACAUUUUUAUCCUAUUCAAAUUGCGCAGUAUGGUCUCUCUCACUACAACUUGCUGCAUAUUGAAGGUGAUUCAGAAGGGAAAGAGAAAGUUUUCGAGGAUGCCGAGACUGUUUCAGAAGUAAAUUGGAGCUGGGCCUUCCCUAAAAGUGCGCAGAUUACCAACGUGUUCGAUAAGGAACGAAAUUCUCGAGUUUUACAAUUUUCUACCACAGGUUUGACGGGAGAAGGCAUUUCCCUUAGCGUGGACAGUGCAACAAAGGAUUUUGUUUUAAACUUCGACCUCCUCCUCCGAGGUGAAGUUCGUGUUUCCAUUGUAUUAGAACUAGACAACGCUGAUUUAUACACAGUGCAUUACACAUCCAACAACGCUUUUCUUUCGUCCAACGGCAAGGAGGUGUUUUAUGGUGUGGGACACUGGAAAGGCUGGAGAAGAAUUGCGCGGAAUUUAGACACGGAUUUAAGAAAAGGAAUAAAGUUUCCUGAUAAAAAGAAUGCUAGAAAGGGUAAAAUGACGUUGACAGAAGUACAAAGCAUUUUACUUCACGGGAAGGGUUUAAUUGAUAAUAUCACAUUAAUGCGCUCAGCUCAUGAGCAUUCGUUUCUGGCCGCGGCAAACUGGUUCUUACGUUAUCAAAAUAACCUUGGUAGCUGGCCAAUCACAGUAAAGCGUAAAGUGAUUGACGGCGUCACUCUGUUGCCUGACUGGUAUUCAGCCAUGGGGCAGGGGCAAGGCAUGUCUCUGUUGACCAGAGCUUAUCUCUUCACGAAAAACCCGGCCUACUUAAGAGCAGCUCUCCGAGCCACUAAACUGUUCAAAGUCAAGGCUGUAGACAAAGGAGUUUUAAACACGUUCAUGAACCAGUAUCACUGGUACGAGGAAUACCCCACAUCGCCAUCAACGCUAGUCUUAAACGGUUUUAUUUACUCGUUGCUCGGGCUCUACGACUUGAAGCUUACUGCGGGUCCUCAACAAGGUGCCGAGGCAGCAGAGUUGUUCGAUCAGGGCAUGCGCUCUUUAAAAGCAAUGCUACCUCUAUAUGACAGUGGAUCCGGGAGCUUUUACGACCUCCGUCACAUGACCAUGCACGUCGCGCCCAAUUUGGCGCGUUGGGAUUAUCAUACGCUACAUGUUAGUCUAUUGUAUGUCUUGGCGAAUAUCGACCCAGAUCCCAUCCUCAAGACAACGGCAAUGCGUUGGGAAGGAUAUACUCAAGGAAAGAGAGCCAAACACAAUUAAGUUUUUACAUAGUAGAGCAAUUUUCAAUUGAGUGUCGAAAGUAAUCCUGUAUUGCUUUGGUUUUUACUAAACUUAGCUCUAUGAUUGGUCCAGAAAACGUGCGCCAUCUUCUCAACCAAUCAGGUGCAAAACUAAAAACGAUCGCUCUUGGUCUUCCGCGUUUUCCCACGGUUUAAGCAGUUUGCUUGUUUUCGCUUUGAGUUCUCAUUGGCUAACGAUGGUGUACAUCUUUGUUCUGAUUGGUCGCUGGGAUUACUUUGGUUUUGGCUUUUCUGACACAUAAUGGAAAACUGCUCUAUUUCCUUUUUUAAUCAUUGAUUUCUGCUUUUGACAGACUUUGAUUGAAAUAUAAAAAUGUGUUAGCGUUUAUUUAAGAUCAUUAAUUGUACGGCUCUUUACGGCCGAUGUCAUGAAAUUUAUUUAUUACU